Messenger RNA from Catharus ustulatus (Swainson's thrush), 2526 nucleotides. Its product is annotated as claudin-19-like. The record is from RefSeq and is a predicted model, not a curated record. Bases 134 to 811 code for a protein of 225 amino acids. Gene Ontology annotation, cellular component: bicellular tight junction; plasma membrane. Gene Ontology annotation, molecular function: structural molecule activity. The transcript is spliced from 6 exons. Gene Ontology annotation, biological process: bicellular tight junction assembly; cell adhesion. NCBI's taxonomy places the organism in Eukaryota, Metazoa, Chordata, Aves, Passeriformes, Turdidae.
CGCCUGCCCCGCCGCCAUGAGGAGCGUGGCAGCGCCUUGGCCGCCGCUGGCACCGAGGAGCCGUGCCGUGAUUUCACAGUGUUUCUAACACGAGAAAUUUUGGGAAACCUCUUGGAAGAAAACUUCUGUUACAAUGGCAUCAUCCUGUCUACAGAUUUGUGCAUUGCUGCUGGCUUUAGCAGGAUUCACCACAUUACUUGUUACUACCAUGUCCAGCAGAUGGAAAGUUUUGGACACUGAGACAGAGCUGGCUACUGCAGACUGGGUUUCUGAAGGUCUUUGGAUGGACUGUGCAGCAACUGCUGUUGGAACAAAACAGUGCAAGAGAUUCCUCUACAUGCUGAGUACAGACCCUCACAUACAGGCAUGCCGUGCCCUGAUGAUUACUUCCAUCCUUCUGGGAUUCUUAGCUGCAGUACUCUCACUGCUCGGUAUGAAGUGCACAAACAUUGGGCUCAGUGAUGAAGAUGGAAAAAUGAAGUUUGCUGUCACAGGAGGAUUUCUUUUCAUUUUAGGAGGUCUCUGCUCCAUGGUGGCUAUUUCUUGGUAUGCUGCAAUGAUUACUGCUCAGUUUUUUAACCAACACUACGCUGGAACCAAGUAUGAACUAGGAGAAGGUCUGUACUUAGGCUGGACUGGAUCUGUCCUUUAUAUACUUGGUGGAAUCCUACUGGCCUGUUCAUGCAAAGGGAAGGAAAAUCAGAAUUACAGUCCAAAAAAAUAUACGUACUCAGCAGCCCAGGCAGCUUCUCAGCCACACAGGUACCCCAGGAACUCUGAGACCAUUGUAAGCAACCAGGAGUACGUCUGAGCUUCCCUUCUGCGUCACCUGUAGUGUUAGUGGGUUAUCAACUCAAAUAAGGAAGCAAACUACUUCUUUGUUCUGGUUCCAAGUUGCAAUGAUAUGGCUUAAUUUGGAGCAGAACCAGGAGGAGGUAUGGCUUUCAAUGUAAAUAGGAAUGUAAGAAGUUUUCUACAGAAGAUGCCGUGAUGUGAAAUGCUGUGGCAUGAAGGUUUGCUGUGUGCUGAGAAGCCUGGUAAAAUUUAACCAGAGCGCAGUAUAUGCUGACACUCGAGAGCAAUGGUUUCUAUUUCAGCUGACUCAAAUAUGUGGAACUGAUAGCUGUAUCUGACUGCAAGUUCAUAUGCCUUACAGUUAGAAAUGUGUUGUGUUUCCAUUAAUGUUUAGCUUCCUCCUUUUUUAGCAGCUUAAGCUUUUGACAAGAAAUAAACUUUGUUCCACAGACUGAAACAGAUUUUUUUACGAGUGGAAUCCUCUAAUAAAGAUAUUAUGUUAUACUGAAAUUCUUAUUAUAUAAUAGUCAUGUCUUAUUAUAUAUGAUAGUCAACGUUUAUAAAAGCUAAAAAAAAUUUCAAGCAACCACUCACCUUCAAAUUUGGAGAUGUGCAACAAAUUUCUUGUUGGUUGUAAUGGAGAUACAGAAGAUAAACAAUACAGAAUGAACAAAACACAGCUGGGAGUGCAGAAAACAUCUGGUGCGAAAAUGCCUUGUGUUAACUAAGAAAAUGAUAGCCUGAAUUUUUUGUUUUCAUUUCUAUGGUUUCAGCUUUUAAAAUAACACUACUUUAACUUUGAGGAAUCUAACUUUGGGAACUUUUACUGCAUCUGAAUUGUCUAAUUAAUGUAAUUUCCCAGUGGUUUUAUUUUCUGUCAUUGAUCCAUCAUUAGAAUUUCUGUCUUGAGCUACUCCAUUGCUGGGAGCAUAUGUUCACCUUGUGUGAACACUUAGGCAGAUGGCAGUGAGCUAACUUUACUUCACAUUUAUGCUUUCAGCAAGGUGGAAUGGAAUUUCACCCUGCAGGUUCUUGGGUUCCAUAACUUGUCCCUUUUAAACUACAAAUGUAUUCAUACAGUUCGACAAAACUUUGUUUUGAAUGACUAAUGAUAAACACAUAGCAAUCUAAUCUGGAAGUUUCAUGCUCAGUAGAUAAUUUCAGAGGGCAACCUGCAAGCAGUCUCAGCAGAAAUUAUUUAGCAUGCAGGAACAGCUGAUUUGUAAACUGAGACAUCAAGGCAUGAACUGGGCACUGUUGGACUAAGUAAGUAAAGCUAAAAGGAGAGCUGAUUAUUUCUAGAGUGCCAGUGUCAUCUUAUUCCCUCCACUAUCAUCUGCAGUUUUUAAAGUCAUUCCUUUGGUGUUUUAGAGAAUAAUUUCAAAAGCUGAAAAGGCACUUAGCCUGCAUGGUGGAAGCUGAACUCCUUACCAUCAUCUGUGUAUUCUGUCCUUAGGAUUUUUAGGUGAUUUGUUGAAGGUACUUUGGUCUAGCUGAACACAGGGAAAAUCGCAGAGAUAAAGCAUCAACCACUGUCAGUUUCCCACCAAAGGUUGUGUCAGCUCAUUAACAUGGAUUAUGAUUCAGUAGGUCAGAGAGAAAUUCAGAACCUCCUUGGUCUGGCAUCGUGGCUUCUAAUGGUGUCACUGGGAAGUUUAAUUAAAAAACAGGAAUGAAAUCCCAGUGUGGUAGCUCCUUCCUUUGUUCAGUAAAUCAUGCCAUAUCCAGUUC